AUGCAUCGACUGGGCGUUCGGCACGCAGAGGUGGCUGUGAUCAGCGAUGAGUUGAUCAAAAAGGUGGCAUGUGCGGACUUGGAUCCUGCCAAUAACAACGCGAUCAAUGAGGCCGAUCAAAGCGUGGAUUUCAUCAAGCUCCAGACACUGGCGCUGUCUUUCCAGAACAUUUUCAAAAUGGAAAAUCUUGAGACUCUGCGGCAUCUUGUAAAGCUGCAGCUUGACAACAACGUACUACAAGAGAUCGACGGGAUCGGCCAUCUCGUGCAUCUCGAGUGGCUCGAUCUGUCGUUCAACAACAUUUCUGCUAUCAAGGGCCUGGAAAGCCUCGUCAAACUGACGGACUUGAGUCUCUACAAUAACUGCAUCUCGAAACUCGAGAACCUGGAUACACUGAAGGAGCUUCAGGUUUUAUCGAUAGGAAACAAUUUGUUGCCAUCUACGGAAGGACUACUGUAUCUGAAGUGUCUUGAGAAGCUGCGCAUACUCAACUUAACCGGAAAUCCUGUGUGUUCCGACCCGGAGUAUCGCCCCUUCUUACUUGCUCAUCUGGAGAAGCUCAAAUAUCUCGACUACGCGCUUGUAGACGGAAGUGAAACAGUGCAAGCACGAGAGCAAUAUCAGGAUGAGCUGGAAGAGCUGAAGGAGGUGAAAGCCAUCGAGGACGCCGCUCUGGCUAGAGAAGCGGAGCAACAGAAAUACUUGAGUGUGCUCAAGGACGCGAACGUGAUCAUUCUCGAGACCUUGUUGACCGACAUGUUCAAGGAGGACACCGAGAUGAGUAAGAUUGAGGUGUUGCCAGGACUGCGCAACAUCAUCGACGAUUACAUGGAGAAGGCCAAGGCAGCGGCAGAAGACGUCAAGCUCGUUCUACUAGACAGGCACGCGAACUUGACCAAGGAGGUCGACGAGUUCAGGGCGACGUACGAGAAACUCCAGGCUGACGCUCAAGAGGCCAGUAUUCGCGCAGUGGAGACGCACCGUCGGACAGCCAAACAGCUUCUGAAGCAAGCUACUUCUGCUCAUAGUGCUGCAGCUUCGGACGCGGACGGAUCGGGAUCUGCAGCGGGCUUGCAACUACUUCAUGAUGCGGAAGUCUCCAGCGAUAAACUGCACCACGAGCUCAUGAAUCUUGAGUCGGACGUCGUGGAGAUAGCGCAGGAGUUGGUCGCUGCAAUGGAAAGCUCCAUCGACGCGGUGGGCUCUGAGGCGCGAGAUAUCGCCACCGAGCACUUCCGGACUAUUGAAGUCCUGGAGAAUAAUUUCUUCGAGAACGUGAGCCAGCUUGCAGUUACAUUGCUCGAGAGGAUGGCGUCUGACGACGGCGAGGACGAUGAUUACCUUACAGACGAGUGUCGAGCCAUCUUGAACGACCGAGACGCUCUGAACAAUGCCAUCAACGGCUCUCACGAUAUUCACAUCGGAAAGCUGCUGGCUCAGGAAGAUGCCAUGCGGGAACAAAGCCUCGCUAAGGUCGCCGAGAUCGUCAAAGGCGCCAAGGAGCACGAGUGGGCUCGCAACCGCGCUCGUAUCGCUGAAGUUCUUCAUCUCAAGGAGAAACACUUGGCCGAGAUCAACCGCGUCCGGGACGAAAUCAACCGCGUAGAUGAAGAAUUUUACUAG
This is a messenger RNA of Phytophthora infestans T30-4, 1623 nucleotides long. RefSeq lists its product as uncharacterized. The record is from RefSeq and is a predicted model, not a curated record. The transcript is spliced from 4 exons. Gene Ontology annotation, molecular function: protein binding. NCBI's taxonomy places the organism in Eukaryota, Oomycota, Peronosporomycetes, Peronosporales, Peronosporaceae. The coding region runs from base 1 to 1623 and encodes 540 amino acids.